AUGGGCUGCCUUUGCUCAAAGGGAGCUGCAGAAGAAGACGUGAAUAGCAAUACGAAUGAGAAACAGAUAGAGGUGGAUAAGUCUUCUGUGCAAUUGGUUGCUCCCGCAAUAUCCAAGAACGAAGACAUUUUGGUAGAUGUUCUUGGCCGGGAUGGAUCCGUGCGUCGUGUGUCGAAGGCAAAUGUUGGGAAUGUUACUGUUUCAUUGGAAGAAGGAGAAGAGAAAAGGAAAGUUGUUGAUGCGAAGAAUAAAGGACAUCAUAGAUCGGUAACAAUGGAUUCAGAGUCCAAUGACGACCAACCACGUAUAAGUAGGAUGAUCAGCAUCCGUCAUGGCUCUGAAACGGAAGCAUGGCCACAAUGGCUAACAGCAGCUGCAGAAGAAGCCGUCAAAGGGUGGCUGCCUCGACGAGCAGACUCAUUUGAGAAGCUAGACAAGAUUGGACAAGGAACUUACAGCACUGUAUACAAGGCACGUGACCUUGAAACUGGAAAAAUUGUUGCGAUGAAGAAGGUGCGGUUUGUCAACAUGGAUCCGGACAGUGUCCGUUUCAUGGCUAGGGAAAUCGUUAUUUUGCGUAAACUUGACCACCCAAAUGUUAUGAAACUUGAAGGAAUAGUCACUUCGAGGAUGUCAGGGAGCUUGUACCUUGUCUUUGAGUAUAUGGAGCAUGACCUUGCUGGGCUUGCAGCAAAUCCUAGCAUCAAGUUCACGGAACCUCAGAUAAAAUGCUAUAUGCAACAACUUCUACGUGGACUUGAACAUUGCCAUAAACGUGGUGUCUUGCACCGAGACAUCAAGGGCUCAAAUCUUCUGAUAAACAGUGAUGGAGUUCUCAAGCUUGCAGACUUUGGCCUGGCAACCUUUUAUCAGCCUGAUCAGAGUCAGCCUCUAACAAGUCGCGUAGUAACUCUCUGGUAUAGGGCGCCGGAGCUUUUGCUUGGUGCUACAGAGUAUGGAGCUGCUAUAGAUAUGUGGAGUGUUGGCUGCAUUCUUGCUGAAUUAUUAACUGGCAAGCCUAUCAUGCCUGGAAGAACAGAGGUAGAGCAAAUGCACAAGAUUUUUAAGCUUUGUGGCUCACCCUCUGAGAUCUACUGGCAGAAGACAAAGUUUCCGCAUGCAACUAGUUUCAAACCUCAACAAUCUUACACACGCUGUAUUACUGAGACGUUCAAAAAUUUCCCUCCUUCAGCUCUGACACUUGUUGAUAAGCUCCUGUCAAUGGAACCACAAGAUCGAGGAUCAGCCACUUCAGCUCUUCAAAGUGAGUUCUUCAGAACAGAGCCCCUUCCAUCUCAUCCAUCAAGUCUACCCAAAUAUUCUCCAUGCAAGGAACUAGAUGCCAAGUUGCGAGAUGAGGAAGCCAGAAGGCAAAGAGCCGUGAAAGGAAGAGGACCUGAAUCAGUUAGAAGGGGUUCAAGAGAUACCAAGAAAGCUCCCACUCCAGAAUUCACUGCUCAGGUACAGCCAAAAACUGCAAGUAGCAGUUAUAAAUAUAAUAUCCAGGAGGAUGCAGGGACUGGCUUCCGAAUUGAGCCUCCUAGAGUAUCGAAGCAGAAUGGUUUCGGGCACUCUGCUUCAAUGAUUCACCCCUCUGCAGUAGGAUCGUCGUUAAAUAAGAGUGUAGAUUGUACAAGAAAUAAUCCAGAAUUGAGGGCACAGAAAUCUCACGUGUCUAGAUCAGGGGAGACGUCUAGCUCCUCCCUUAAGACGAAUGAAAAAGCUCCUGGCAGAGAUUCUUCAACGGGGUAUGUUCCCGGGAAAAACAGGAUCCAUUACUCUGGACCAUUGAUGCCUCCUGGGGGGAACAUGGAAGAAAUACUCAAAGAGCACGAAAGACAGAUCCAGCAAGCUGUGCGUAAAGCCCGUCUCGAGAAGUCAGGAACCAAAGACAAUCUUAAUGGUUAUGGGCAACUACAUGAUAACAGACGAUACAAAGCGUAA
Dovyalis caffra is the source of this 1944-nucleotide messenger RNA. Lineage: Eukaryota; Viridiplantae; Streptophyta; Magnoliopsida; Malpighiales; Salicaceae. The record is from the annotation of a GenBank genome assembly.